Molecule: messenger RNA, 666 nt
Organism: Medioppia subpectinata
Lineage: Eukaryota; Metazoa; Arthropoda; Arachnida; Sarcoptiformes; Oppiidae
Source: the annotation of a GenBank genome assembly
AUGCCACAAGAAACUGGCGAGAUCAAAAUACCGGUUCCGUACGGCUGUAUUGCUGCCAAAACAUGGGGUAAAAGUGACAGCAAUUGCCAUAAAAUACUAGCACUUCAUGGAUGGCAGGAUAAUUGCGGCAGUUUUGAUAGACUAAUACCCCUUUUGCCGGACAGUGUGUAUGUGUUGGCACCCGAUCUUCCCGGACAUGGCUUGUCAUCGCAUUUACCAGACGGCUGUCCGUACAGUGAUAUCGCGUUUGUAAUGGAAAUCAAGCGAAUUGUCAAUCAUUUGAAUUGGUCUUCAUUUUCAAUAUUAGGCCAUUCAAUGGGAGCGAUGCUCGCGAUUCUCUAUUCCUCAAUAUAUCCACAAUCAGUGGUUAAAGUGAUAUCAAUAGAUAUAGUAAAGCCGUUCACCUUUUCAAGGGAUCAAAUGGCAGAUACGAUGAGAGGUUUCGUCAAUUCAUUUAUAAGAUUAGACAAAAAGGAUAGCAUUCCUCCGGUUUAUGGCCACCAAAUGGUCGUCGAAAAGAUGAUUAGCGCUCAUUCAAGACACGGAAAACUAGACGAAGAGUCGGUUCAAUGUCUUCUCAAUAGAGGAUCUCAAGUAUCGUCUGACGGAAAGGGAGAGUAUUUUACACGUGAUAACAGAAUUAAGACUAUAUUUGUUCAGAGCUAA